AUGACUAGGGAAACUCCUUUUACUUUUGAAGUUCAUUCACCUUCCCCAUCAAUUGUUAUUCCAGCACGAAGGACUUCGUCUAACAUUUCUACACCGUUGACGCCACCCAAAAUGUCUCCGAUAACUGGAAGUCCUGUGUUGGAAAGCAAACUAGUGACUUUAACUUCCUCGACGUCGCCCAAAAGUAGCAGCCUAAAUUUACAUUAUAUGUCUUCGUCACCAGCCACAAAGACUGGUGAAUACUUUAAAAAAAGUAGAUCAUACUCACAUGCAAAAAGUACCUCUGACAUUUUGGGUGUUAACCACCAAAUUCCGAGUCUCACUAAAAACCCUUUUAGUGAAUGUGAAAUUUUUACUACUGAAGUAUCAAAAAGUUUACCUGAAUCUAAUGCAAAAAAAAUAAACGGAACAACUAAACCUUUAUCUGAAGUAUGCAAUAAACCUAAUAAUGUGUUACAGAAUGACAAUAAUGAGAAUCAAAAUACCAGGCGGGAUAAGAAAAUUCGUCGACGUAAAUUAGGUCAGGCAAUGGAUUCUAUGUAUCCACCCUCUGAAUUAGAUGAAGAAGAAAAGAAAAGCAUUUGCUUUUCUGCUUUUCCUGAUUCAAAUUCAUUUGAUGUUGGUGAUACUGUUUUCAAUUUUCGUAUAAGAUGUUCUAAAUCAGGUCUGGUUGCUUCAGAUUUUGUUCAAGGUGUAAAAAGUAAACGUAAAUCUGUCAUAGCCAAAGAUAAGGCUAUACUAAAGCGGUUAGCAGAAGCAGUGGCUCGUGGUUAUCCUCCAGGACCACAAAUUCCAUUUAAAUCGAAAAAAUUUCCAUCCAAUGCGACUGAAACGUAUUUAAACUUUUAUGCACAAUUUUUAAAAUGUGGUAACUUUGCAACUUGGCUUAGACAACGUACGAUAGAAGCACAGAAUGAGUUACGUAAAAGAUAUUUACAAGUACUUUGUGAAGGUGAUGUAAAAACAUGGAUGGCCGGCAAGCAUGAAAUGGAAUUGGUAGAUCUAUUAGUCAGAGUCAAGGAUGAAUUGAAAUUGUCAACAAAGCAAGAUUCAUCACCAAAUUCUCAAUCGUUGGUUAAUCGAGAGUGUGAUAAUAUAUCACUAUCAAUACCAACACCUAAACAACGAGAAAAAUUAAAAGCUCAAGCGGACAUUAUAAUAUCAGGUCUGCCUAGGGAUUUGAGGGAGUCAUUUACAGCGGAAAUAUGA
Molecule: messenger RNA, 1209 nt
Organism: Racocetra fulgida
Lineage: Eukaryota; Fungi; Glomeromycota; Glomeromycetes; Diversisporales; Gigasporaceae
Source: the annotation of a GenBank genome assembly